GUCCGCGACAUGCUCGAGCUUCAUCCUAUGCGAGGUUGGUUUCCACGCGCGAUAUGCAGCUCACCCCUCCCGGGUCCCGCGUCUCUCCUCUCCUCCUCCUCCGCCCCUCUCGCCCGCGGAGGGCACCCCCUCCUCCUCCCCAUCCGUCUUCCGUAGCAUUUUUUAAACGCCCGGCCCGGGCCCGACGUCGCGCCGCCGCGCCCGCGGAUGCCCCUCCCGCCGCGGCCUCUCUAGGUGCCGCCCUCGCCGGCGCCGCGCGGCCCCGCCGCUCAGCAUCGUCUGUCCUACCCCCAAUGCUCCGCCGCCGCGCCGGCCGGAUGCCGCGCCGCCGCGCUGGCACCGCCGCCUCGCUCGCCCGCGGUGCCCGGGGCGGCCGUGCCGGUGCGCUCGCCGCGGCGCUCGCCGCUGCCGCGGCGCUCGGGGCCGCGGGCCUGACCGCCGCCCGCCACGGCGCGGUGCAAUCGGCCUCUCCCGCACUGGCCGCGCCGCGCAGCGUCGCGGCGGGGCCCCGUGCGGCGGCCGCGGUGGCCGCGGCUUCGCGCCAGGGCGGGGGCCGUUGCGCGCGCGGGCUCGCUGCCGCGGGGGGCGCCGAGGGCGCAGCGGAGGCUGCGGCCGAGGGGGCGUCUGGCGGGGAGGCUUUGCGGGUGCAGAUGGACAAAGCCAAGUCGAACGUGGCGGCGGCGCAGGCGCUCUACAACGUGCAGUCGACCACCACCGCGGUAAACGAGGAGGCGGUGCAGAAGGCGUGGGCGGACCUUGCGGAGCAGCAGUCGUUGCUGAUGCGGCUCACCACCGAGCUUGCCGACGGCCGCGCCUCGAUGCAGGCGGAGGUGAAGGCAGAGGCCGAGGCGAAGCAGCGCGAGGCCCAGGCAAAGGAGCGCGAGCUUCAGGAGGCGCUGCGCAAACUUGAGGCGCAGCAGGCAGCGAUGCGGGCGGAGGCAGAGGCGAAGGAGCGUGAGGCAGAGGCAAAGCUGCGCGAACUGCAGGAGACUCUGCGCAACCUUGAGGCGCAACAGGCAGAACUGAGGGCAGAGGCGGAGGCGAAGGAGCGGGAGGCAGGGGCAAAGGAGCGCGAGGCAGAGGCCAAGGAGCGCGAGGCAGAGGCAAAGCAGCGUGAGGCGGAGGCCAGGGAGGAAAGGCUGCAGGCGACGGUGCGCAGGCUCGAGUGGAGCCUCGAGGGCAGGGGCAAGGAGGUGAGCAGGGCGGAGGCCAGGGAGCGCGAGGCGAGGACGAGGGAGCGCAACCUGGCGGCCCUGCUGGAAGACCAGGGCCAGGCGCUCGCCGAGGCAUCGAGGGCGGCGGCGGAGGAGGAGCGGGUGCGCGGUGCCGCCGCGGCUGCGCGCUCGGACCUGCUCCUCGCGAUGCUCAAGGUCGUGGGGGACCGGGCCCAGAACGCCACCGGCGGCGAGCCCAUCCCGGACCUGGCCGAGCAGCGCGAGGCGGCCCUGGAGGGUGCGCGCGCCAACGCCCAGAGAGUCACCGAGCUGGAGGCCGAGACCGAGCUGGCGCGAGCUGAGCUGGAAGAGAUGAGGGCCUCGCUGGAGACGGAGAGGCGUGCAGAUCGCGGCGCUGCGCUGGUCGAGGCGAGGGCGCGGGCGAAGUUUUUGGACAGGGCGCUGACUAGCAUAGCCAGCGAGUCUGGCGCCUUCGGCGCCGGCAACCUGUUCGGGCUUUUGAAGCGUCGGAGCAACGACGAGGUUGUGCAGGACAUCCUGGAACGUGUGGACAAGCUGAAGGCGCGCUAGUGAUGGCCACGUCGGCAACUUCUCUGAAUUCCCCGCCUUUCAGCCUCGUCCAGCCCGGCUGCGCCGUGACUUUGUAUCCAGAGAGCCCGGUGUCCCAGUGAGGAGGAGCACACCUCACAGGAGGACGAGGGGACAGGCAGGACGGGGACAUAUUCUUGGUCGUUGCGAUUCUAGGCUCGACGAGGGUAGCUCAGAUCGAAAAGCUGAAAGCUUAGCAUGUUUUCAUGGUUGUACGUCCGAGACAGCCCGAAUAUCGGGGGUCUGGGGCCGUGAGUAGUGAUUUUCCAAUAUUGGAGCCUCAGUGCUGAGGAGCCAAUAUUGGGCACUUCGUGCUGAUUCUGCGCGUAACUAAAUCUGGUCUUCACGCAGGG
Messenger RNA from Prorocentrum cordatum, 2116 nucleotides. The record is from the annotation of a GenBank genome assembly. NCBI's taxonomy places the organism in Eukaryota, Dinophyceae, Prorocentrales, Prorocentraceae.